Molecule: messenger RNA, 930 nt
Organism: Eublepharis macularius
Lineage: Eukaryota; Metazoa; Chordata; Lepidosauria; Squamata; Eublepharidae
Exons: 2
Coding region: 24-809 (261 amino acids)
Source: RefSeq, a predicted model, not a curated record
ACACCCCUACAAACACGCUUGAAAUGGCUGAACCAGUGCCCGAGGUGAAGCGUAAAGCCCUCAAAAGAAUGUAUGUCAAGAUGUCCCGCAAAGGAGAUGGCAGCAUGUCGGUUGUGAAGCGUCUGUUUGGUUCACCGCCAAGGACUGUAGAAAAUGACCAUGCUGAACCUAAUAUGAACAAAAGAGGCAGCCCUGAGGGCAGCCUUUCAACAACCCAGCAGGCUACAACUAUAAUAGAGGAAUGCUGCCGUUCAGAUACCCCUGGCCUGAUAUGGCCCCUGCACGACAGUGUGGAUAGAUAUUUUGAACUGGGCAUCCUUCAAGAGGAUUAUGUCAACCCUAAAAAUAGAAGAUCUGCAAUGAAUGAAGUAGUCAAAGCUGUUUCAUAUUCCAUUUUGAACCAUUGUUUCAGCGAGAUAAUGUUUUUUAAAUGUACAGGAUGUGUUGAAGAUAUCCCCGCGCAGCUGGGCCACGAUUGCCUGACAUGGGAAGAGGAUUUCUAUAACCAGAACUUGAAAUAUGUAUCUACUAAACUCUCCAUGGGGCCCAUGCUCUAUACCAUAACACUGCUAGCCACAAGUAUCCAUUGUUUUACAAUGAAUGAGGGGCAUAUUAAACGGCUAGGCAGGUAUAUAGAAGCGAUUCAAAAUGCUAAGAAUGCACAAGAUGCUCUAAAUGGAUUAUUAAAGCAGUGCAAACAACGUUAUGUAGAUCUGGCUAUGAAGAUUAUUAGAAAGAAAUUCACACAUCAUAACUCCUUACUGAAUUACUGUGGUAUAUGUGCACCAGUCUUAGAGAUCAGGAUGUAGCCUGUGCCUGAUAUAAAACAAAGCCAUUUUCAAUUUUUAAAAAUGUGUUCGUGCCUUUUGUCUUACCAUCACAGAAACCACCGGGUAUGUCUCCAAAAAGAUAAGGAGACUGUGUAGAAUG